UCCUGAUUCACAGAGCAUCAGAAAUCUCCUCAGCAAAAUAGUCUAACUCAACUGUAAGUCAGUUGCCAAGCGACACAGCAAAACAAUGGCUUCUGAAGUUGCAAAGAAGAUUCAGAGUCUCACCACAGCAAAGGACAUGAGAGAGUCUACCCAGAUCAUAAUGAAACCUUAUGCCAACUGGGAAGAGUACCUGACACCAGCACCACUCUCCAUAGCUAUAAUGGCUGAAUUGGUCUUCCUUUCUUCUGGAAAUGAUUUCGUCAUUGACAAAAACUCCCCCAAAGAUGGCUAUAAAUACAUCAAAUACAAGUCAUAUCGUUCCUGCCUCAUGCAAGUGUGCAACUCUGGCUGGCAGGCUUUUAAUCAAGCCCAUAAGAGUAUGGAUCAGAUCCGCAUUCACACUUUCACUGUACCAGAUUACAUGAAGACUGUAGUGAAGAUCCUGUUUCAGGGAGAUGACGAAGUCGUCCAGGCCCACUUGCCUGACCAGCUGGAGAAUAUUCGAGUUAUUGCCGAUGAAUGUGUGAAUUUAGCCAAUGCAGCAGAAGAAAGGUUUACCAAUGUGAUCAGUGUGAUUCAAGAGCUCCUGGAGGCGUGUGUGAAUGCAGAAUACUUUUACGGAGAAGAGCUGGCCGAGAUCAAGAAGAAACUGCAAGAAAUGAAAAUGAGAGAGCAAGCAUCCCAAGAAGCCAAUGAAAGAUCCAAGAAAGCAAUGAAGACACUGGAGAGGGAACUAGGAGGGGCACAAGAGCAAUAUACGAAAGCAAUGGAUUCACUUCCUAAUGGAUGGGAAAUAAUUGGCAUGAAUGUAGUGGAAGGAAUAGCAUCAACCAUGACAACUCUACUAAGGGGUCUAGCAUCGACUCUUGGACAUUAUGUUGAACAAAAGUGUAAGACAGCAAUGCUCUUUGAGACUGAUGGCAUAAAAGGUAACGAUGGUGCAGUUGAUGAAGUUGAUAAAAUAUGCAUCUACAGCAAGUCUGGAGAAAUUCUUUCUAUAACACAAACAAUUGGAACAUACAUUGAAGGGAAAGAAAUCAACUGGAAGGAAUUGUAUGACCAGAGGGAGAAAAAAACAUGUACAGAUUUUGCAGCAAAACAAUUUAAAAGGAUCCAAAGCAACCUGGAAAGUUCCCCAGAAUGCAAACCAAAACAAGAAGCUCUGCGCUUAUGUGGAACUGGAGUCAACAUCUGUCAGCAGCUUGCAGAACAUGCACCUGAUUGUCAGUGUAGCAAAGACAAAGAAAACGAGAUAAUCUCCAACUACAGAGAGCUCAUCAAUUCAGCCCGUACUUUUGACACUGAAUGCAAAAGUGUCACAAAGUCUCCAUCCAUGGAGCCAAAAUCACCAAUGAUAUACAAAGAAGAACAAGGAAUGUCUGCUGGAAAAAGGGCCUCAAUGGAUGCUCACUUCCGUGUCGAGCAGAGCCGAGCACAACUGGACAAGACAAGAGACAUGUAUGAAAAGUGUGUGGAGAACAUGGAGAAGAACCAAAAGGAGCUGACUGACAUUUUAGUCACCAUGCAAAACUGCCAGACCAAGGAGAUCGACUUCAACACCACCAUGGACAUGCUGGUCAAAGGUAUGAAGGCCAUGGGUAAAGUGAAGGUGCAGUGGGAGAAGAUGGUACACUUCUUUCAGAUGGUGUCCAAUAUUGUGAAGGUCAGCUUGAGCACGACUCUAAACAACUUUGCGACGACAUCUGAGAAGACACAGAAGCUCUCGUACAAUGCCAAACUGUUCUCUAAAGACCUGCUGUACAACCAGGCCUUCCAGGCGUCCAACAUCGCCAGUCUGGUGCACAUGAUCUCCGAGACCUACACCGAGGUCUCCAACAAGUACCUGAUGGACAGAAUAAGCAGCCUUGGCUUGCUCAUGGUCAUGCAAAAGGAUGAUCCAGCGUUUGAAAAAGAACGCCUGAAGUUACGGAGCGGUUGUGAUGAGGCCCAGAAAGGUAUUCUACACCUGGUCAUUGAGCACAAAAAUACCUUUGAGAGAAGUGCUGAUGCAAGGAUGGAGAAGAUUGAAGAGGAACUGCUAGCCAUACUACCUGCUGCAACUCCUGAAGAAACCAAGGCCAUUAAAGAAGCUGUCACAGCUGGAUUCUCUGAGGAAGAAGAUACCUAUGUCUGAGGCAAUGAUAAAGUCUUAUAGUCUCGCAUAAUGAACGCAUAGUUUAACCCAUAGUGGAAACACGAAGAGAAGUGUGUGGAGAACACGCCUAAAUGAAGCCUAAAUGAGCUGACUGGGUCUUAAAUUUGAAUGCCAAAAACCUUUUUUAGUCUUUGAUUAAAAAAAAAUCUAAUUUAUGUGUAUAAUUGUAAUUCAUAAUGAUCCAUUUUGAUUUAAGUUUUAGUUGGUUUAGUUUAGUUUAGUUAGUCUAACCAAAUAAAUAAAUAAUUCCUUUUCAAGAUAUGUACAUGCUUCUUCAUGUUUUUUUUGUCAUUUAUAUGAAUUUUUAUUCCAUCUCAACAACUUUUUUCAGCUAGUAUGACCCGGUCAAAAUAUAGCAUAACUUUUCAUGUGCCUAUAUUAAAUCUAAACUUGCACCAUGUUUGUACUUUAUUUAUCAGUUAUUGUCAAAAAGACAUCUCUUUAUCUGUUCAAAUGUGAAAGAAAGGAACAAAAUAAAGAAUCAAUUAAAACUUCA
This is a messenger RNA of Alosa alosa (allis shad), 2651 nucleotides long. RefSeq lists its product as uncharacterized. The record is from RefSeq and is a predicted model, not a curated record. Lineage: Eukaryota; Metazoa; Chordata; Actinopteri; Clupeiformes; Clupeidae. The transcript has 2 exons. Bases 86 to 2134 code for a protein of 682 amino acids.